Symbiodinium natans is the source of this 1179-nucleotide messenger RNA. Lineage: Eukaryota; Dinophyceae; Suessiales; Symbiodiniaceae. The record is from the annotation of a GenBank genome assembly.
GUUCUGGGCGAGUGCAGCGCUGCCAGCGAUGCCCUGGCAGAAUGGAUUGACAAGUACAUCUUCGGAUCGGCGUUGAGAGGUCGGGAGUACUCCCUUGGGGAGGGCGGCUGGUGGGACGUGGAAGCCACGGCAAAGGAGCCUGCCACCGCGCUGGUCCAUGCCCUGAGGUCACUCGCGCCUCUCCAAAAUGGUGAUCUGCUGGUUUGUGCACACCCGACCUCCUUGUGCCUGAUGAGUUUCUGGGCCAUGUGGAGGUUUGCCGACGGAGCGAUGAGAAGGCUUCCAAUGCUGCUCCACAUCUCCUCGACGCUCCUCUACGGCGCCCCUGGUGGCACGGCCCAGAAGGACUUCCUGCACCUGGCGAGGGAUCUGCUGACGGGUCCUCUGCCGCUGAUGGCCCUGGCAGAGGGUGCCUUUCUGUCUGCCCAGCUCUUUGAUCAGUUGGGCGUAAGGGUGCCCUCGGGGCCCGCCCUAGCCCUCUACCUGGGUGACACAGGCUACUUGCAGCAGAAGGCGGCAGAGAAACUCCCAACCAUCCUCGUCACUCGUGCCCGUUUGUUCAACCAGCCGACAGGCCUGUUCUUCCGCUGUCUGCUGAUGGAGUUUGCCAUAAUCAACCAGCCGUUGGCAGAUUCCGAGCGUGGACACUUCUGGUUUUCCGAGGUUCCGAGUCUGGACGAGAAGGCAGAUGAGAUCCGAGAGAUCGGCUCGGCUGGGGGCAGCGACAGUUGGAAGAGUUGGGAGGAGAUGGCGCGUUGCGCGGCCGCCUUCUUCAUCCCGUCGGACAUACAUCAGCGGACGUUUAUCGAGCUCUACCGCAUGAAUGUGCCCACAUUCAUGCCGGCGGUAGAGUGGCUUAUCAGACUGCCACUUGCUGCCCCCUUCGGUUCCUUCAGCUACACUGGUGCCCUGCCGGAGGUGCCCGCAAGCAUACAUCCCACCAGCUUCAGUCCAGAACUGGCAAGCCCUCGCGCGCUGCAUCACUGGUACUUCUUCUCGGACUAUGCCCAUUUUCCGUACAUAGGCAGGUGCGAGUCCAUUCCUGACAUGCUGUACCAGACCUCCGUGGCAGACUUGGACAACGUGGCGGUGCAGAUGAGGCAUCACUACGAGCUGCUGGCGCGUGGAGUGACGGCCGCCAUUGCACGCUCGACGGCUGUGCUGCUGUCGACCUCCUGA